This is a messenger RNA of Hemibagrus wyckioides, 3892 nucleotides long. RefSeq names its product amphiphysin (gene amph). Lineage: Eukaryota; Metazoa; Chordata; Actinopteri; Siluriformes; Bagridae. The coding region runs from base 220 to 2613 and encodes 797 amino acids. Gene Ontology annotation, molecular function: phospholipid binding; protein binding. The record is from RefSeq and is a predicted model, not a curated record. Gene Ontology annotation, biological process: synaptic vesicle endocytosis. The transcript is spliced from 25 exons. Gene Ontology annotation, cellular component: synaptic vesicle; cytoplasm; plasma membrane.
GACAGAGAGAGAGAGAGCGAGAGAGAGAGAGAGAGAGAGAGACUUGCAAUUAUUAUUAUUAUUAUUACUGUAGAGGUAUUCUAGGUGUUCAGGUGGUAUAUGGUGUUAAUGCGGGGGUUGCGUUGUGCUGUGUGGCUUUAAGAGCUCCUCCUCCUCUUCCUCCUCCUCCUCCGCUGUCCUCCUCCGUGUAGUGCUGAAACGCUCAAUCCUCAAGCAGCCAUGGCCGAAAUAAAGACGGGCAUUUUCGCCAAAAACGUCCAAAAGAGGCUGAGUCGGGCUCAGGAAAAGGUGCUGCAGAAGUUGGGGAAGGCUGAUGAGACAAAAGAUGAGCAGUUUGAGCAGUGUGUUCAGAACUUCAAGAGACAGGAAACUGAGGGUGCAAGGCUACAGAGGGAAAUGAAGGCUUAUAUAGCAGCUGUGAAAGGAAUGCAGCAGGCUUCCAUGAAUCUGACCGAAUCUCUUCAUGAAGUGUAUGAGCCUGACUGGCACGGCAAGGAUGAUGUGAUGUCUAUUGGAAAGAAUUGUGAUGCAUUAUGGGAAGACUUCCAUCAAAAACUGGUGGACUCCACAAUCUUAGCACUGGACACAUAUUUGUGCCAGUUCCCUGAUAUCAAGAUGCGUGUGGCGAAGCGGAGCAGAAAGUUAAUUGACUACGACAGUGCAAGGCACCAUCUCGAGACCAUGCAGGCUUCUGGCAUUAAGAAUGACAGAAAGAUUGCAAAGGCAGAAGAAGACUUGAAAAAGGCACAGAAGGUGUUUGAUGAUCUAAAUGUGGAUCUGCAGGAUGAGCUGCCCAAUCUGUGGGACAGUCGAGUGGGCUUUUAUGUGAAGACCUUCAAGAGUGUCAGCAGCCUGGAAGCCAAAUUUCACAGGGAAAUAUCAGUUUUCUGUCACAAGCUGUACGAGGUGAUGAACAAGCUUGCCGAGCAACACUCAGACAAAAUGUUCACUAUUCAAGGAGCACCCAGUGACUCAGGCCCACUGCGCUUGGCCAGGACCCCAACGCCUCCUGAGGAUGAGAGUCCAGAGGGCAGCCCUGUUGCCAGCCCCAACCACACACUGAGACCUACUUCACCCGGCCCUCCACGACCCAAAUCUCCCUCACAGCUGAAGAUGGGCCCGCCAAAGCCUCCUCCUCCCAAAGUCACUCCUACCAAGGAGAUUCAACAAGAGCAAAUCAUCAGCCUGUUUGAUGGAGGCUUUCCUGAGAUCAGUGUCACCUCACCACAGCCUAAUGAGAAUCCCACAGAAUCUCUUCUGGACUUGGACUUUGACCCAUUCAAACCAGACAGCAAUACAACCAGCGGUCAAACCCAGAUACCUGGAGCUCAGGCACUAUCAUGGGAUCUUUGGACGACAAAUACUGAGGCCCAGCCUGCUUCAGAUGCUGGCUUUAAUGCCAACUGGACGGCUGACUUUGGUUCUGCAGCUCAGGAUUUGGGAGAUGUUCAGCCAGCAACAGAUGGGCAAGGGUGGCCUCCUGCAGACGGAUGGCCCACAGAUACAGUGCCCCAAGGAGAAGCCACAGGCGAGGUGGAUGCCUCAGUUCCAAUAUUUGAAGCUGACUUUGAUAAAAUUUCUGAGGCCCCAGAAGGGGCAGAGACUGGUACAGAGGCAGCCCCAGAAGAAGUGGGAGAAGGGGAAGGGGAAGUGUCCCCAACCCAGGCCCCAGAGGCUGAGGGCAGUGUAACGACUCCUUCUGCAGAAACCACUGCUGAACCGACAGAGACCACUGCUGCUAGCAGCCCUCCUGCAGAGACUGCUUCUAGCAUAGUGGAGUCUCCUGAAGCUGCUGAAACUAUUGCAGCAGAGCAGACUGAGACCACCCCAGUUGAUCACACUGAGAAAGAACAACUCAGCCCAGAGGCUCCGGAAUCUGCUCCAGUAGCAGAACCAGGAGAGGAGCCACCUACAGAGGCUCUGGCCCCUGCAGAAGAUAAAGAGUCUCCUAUUGAAGAGACUCCGACCAUAGAGACCAAACCAGAAGACGAAACUGGUACAGUAGAGACCAAACCAGAAGACGAAACUGGUACAGUAGAGACCAAACCAGAAGAAGAAAGUGCUACAGUAGAGACCAAACCAGAAGAUGAAUCCACUACCAUAGAGGUCAAACCGGAAGAAGAAACUGAUACUGUAGAGGUCAAACCAGAAGGAGAAACUGGUACAGUAGAGGUCAAACCAGGGGAUGAAACCAGUAAGGAAGGGGCUACAAAGAAUUUUGAAGAGGAGGACAAGAUGCCCAUUCCCUCUGUGGUCAUUGAGCCUGCUUCCAGCAAUGAGGGCGAUGAUGACCGAGAUGGUGACAUUGUAUCUCCUGUAGCAACCAGUGGAGAUGGAGUGACACCAGACAGCCAGACAGCCAAAGAUAUUUCCACCUCUGGCAUGCCACCAGGCUUCCUGUAUAAGGUUGAAACAAUGCAUGACUUUGAGGCUGCAAACCCAGAUGAGCUUGAUCUGAAGAGAGGAGAUAUUGUUCUUGUUGUUCCCACAGAGCUGGUGGAAGAUCAGGAUGCUGGCUGGCUCACUGGCAUCAGAGAGAGUGACUGGCUACAUCAGGGAGCCUCUGCUCACAAAGGAUUAUUUCCAGAGAAUUUCAUACAGCGAUUGGGCUAAAACCUCAGAGCAUACUCGGACACGACAUAUAUUAAAAAAAAAAAAGCCAAGAGCUACAGACAGCCCUAACACUACAGUGCAGUCUGGAGCCCUGAUGCACAGCUGUCGAUCAGAGCGAACAAAGCAAACCGUAUCUAAGUGGGAAAAUACACAAUCAACAAAAUGAGAGGACACAAAAGCUCUACUCAGAGUUUAAAGAAAAUAACAGAGCAUGAUGCGAUAGUAUGGUCUACCUUACUCUUGAACUGAGAGCUCUCUGUUUAUGUUUGUUUACUUGUAAGCAGCAACGAAAUUGAUGUGUGCUUUUUUUGGAACUGUGGUGACCUCCACAUGUAAUCCCUAUCUGUUUAAAGGUAAAUUAUGCUCUAAAAACAAAACAACAAAAAAAAAAGUAAAUAUUUUCUCUGCAAGUGUAUUGUAUUGAGUUUGUUGCUCUGCAGCAAAUUUUAUCCAAAUUUGUAGUGAUAUGACCUAUUUAACCGUUCUAAGUGUUACGCAAGACUUCAAUGUUUCCUUUAAGACAUUUCCAACCUAAAUGUUACCUUGCAUCCUUGUUAGUGUUCUCUGUAGUUUUAAUGGCUGGACGUUUACGGCUCUGGUGAUAAAAUCUGGAGAAACCGAUAUCGGCGUUUUGUGAGUUUAGCAUUAUCAGUCUCUACCUGGGUGAAGAAAGAAUUCCAGAUAGAACCUUGUAAUACUAAGGGCACAAUUCGUUUAUUAAAUACUUGCUGUGCUCUUGCCAAAAUAAUAAUAAUAAUAAUAAUAAUAAUAAUAAUAAUAAUAAUAAUAAUAAUAAUAAUAAUAAUAAUAAAAAAAUCCUGAUUAUGUGAACUGUAGAAUCCAAGUAGAAACAAUGGAUAUCUGUAGAGUUACAAACUUGAAAUGUUUUAGAAGAACAUCUUUUCGGCAAAACGCAGCUUUGCAAAACACAUAACACAGAACCUAGUGAAAGUUUCCUUAUUAUCCACAAUUGCAUAAAUAACAACAACUACGUGGACGUGUAUGGGUGGACAAAAAGUGUUGAAUAAAGUUUUAUGUUUUGAAAAAUUCUAUUUAUUUAACUUUAUAUUUUUUAAAGUAAAGCCUCAUCGGGAGAGUUUUGGGCUGGGAUAUCUGCAAAAAUAUGCAAUAUGUGUUGUUUGGUUUCAAAGUUAACCAUUGUCUUGAUUGUUUAGAGGUAAAGGUCACUCCUGUGUUUGUUAGCCUUCACUGUAGAGAAUUUUUGUGAUGUACAUAUCUGUGUUAAUUUAUCUUUAAAGUGAAUAAAGAAUAAUCCAUA